Molecule: messenger RNA, 7270 nt
Organism: Glycine soja
Lineage: Eukaryota; Viridiplantae; Streptophyta; Magnoliopsida; Fabales; Fabaceae
Product: helicase and polymerase-containing protein TEBICHI
Exons: 26
Coding region: 265-6708 (2147 amino acids)
Biological process (GO): DNA-templated DNA replication; double-strand break repair
Molecular function (GO): DNA binding; ATP binding; DNA-directed DNA polymerase activity
Source: RefSeq, a predicted model, not a curated record
CUAUUCCGGUAGUAGGUAUAACAUUGCCGGGAAGCCAAACACCGCCCGUUCCCCCGAAAAUUUCAAUUUCAAUUUGCAGCUUUCAGUCAGGGCGCCACUCCAAAGAGCACAAACCGCUCGGUUCGUCGUGUCUCUUCAACUCGGCUCUCGCGAAGCAUCAAAGCAACGCAUUAUGCGACGUUGUAUGAUGCAUCAUCAUUCUCAUGCCUAGCGCAAGGCGAAGAAGAAGAACAACAACGAAACACAACGCUUCUCGUUCUUCACAUGGCUUCUCCUUCGCAUCGCUCUCGCAUCGAUCAGUUUUACGCUUCGAAGAAGAGGAAAGCAGCGUCGCCUGUUCCUAAAGCCGGGAGAUUCGAAAAAGGUGCGAGGCAUGGGGCUGAUGAGUCUCCGAGUGCCAAAGGCACUUUGGAGGGUUACUUGGUUUCGUCACAGGACGGUGGUGGUGACGGCUGCGGUGACGCAAACACUGUUAAGGUUAAGAGAAACUUGACAUCGGAGAUUGGUGGUUCUCUUGACAAUGAGCUUAAUAAGCAUACUGUUUCAUUGGGUCAAGGGUGUGGAGAUUCUCAAUCUAUUCAGCCGAGUGAAAUUGGACAGGGUGUGGCGAAAUCGGAGAGGAAACAGUUUGCUGCUGACUUUUUGUCUUUGUAUUGCAGUGUAUUGCAUCCGAGUGUGGGUUUGCCGUUGGAGAUGAAAAUGGAUGAUCACAAGAGACAUGGUUCACCAACAUUAGUAGAGGGAAAUAGUGUUUUACUGCGGAAGAAUAAUGACACUGCUGGUGAGCUAUGUUUCGGUGGUGAAAAUACAUUGUUGAGUGUGAAGAUCGAUGAAGACAUCAAGUCUGGUGUUGUUGGUAAUAAUAAUUCUAUGGGAUGUGUUCCUGGCUCUUGUACGAAGGUUUCUGGUGGUGGUGAUACUACUGGCUUUGAGACAGGCUUUAGGAAAUGUAAUAAUACACCUAAACCAUCAAUGAAAUUGGCUGAAUACUACAACACACCGGGGUCUUUGAUUGUUAAAGCAAGUGUUAGGGAGACUCCAAAGUCAACACGCGGCAGCUCAUCAUUUUCGCCUGGAGAGGCAUUUUGGAAUGAGGCAAUUCAACUUGCUGAUGGUUUGUGUGUUCCCAUGGGUAAUGAUCCUUCUAAGGUUAUGGGAGAAAGUAAUGUGGUGGAAGAGGAACCUGAGAUGAAGAACUCAUGCAAUUUACAAAAUUAUGAUGGCAAACCAAGGAAAAUAUUGGAUCAAAGUAAAAACAGAAUCCGGAAUAGGGAAAUGGGUGCUCCUUUAGGGUUAGUUGGGAUGCACACUAAAGAUUCUGUGAAAGAAGCAUCCAGCCUUCCUGUUAAACAUUUUGAUUUUUCGUUUGAGGACAACAAUUUGGAAGAAAAUACCUUGCAAGACUGUCGUGUUGGUGAUUCAAUCAAUGUUACUUGUGUGGCUGGUAAACAGUAUGAUUCAUGUUCUAUGAUAGGUCAUACAUAUGAAAAGAUGAAUGAAGUGCAAGAGAAUACUUUAGUAGAUACAUUAGGCAAAAGGGUUUGUCAGGAUAAUGUUAGCAUGACAUCUAAUUCACCCCACAAUGAGGUCAGGACACCGAUUAGUGCACAUGCAUCUGAUGAAGCCAGUACUCCUUCAACUAGUGUAUCACUUAAUGAUCAUUUUGACCUAAACAGCUGGCUUCCUCCUGAAAUAUGCAGCAUAUAUAGAAAGAAAGGAAUCUCAAGACUUUACAGUUGGCAGGUUGAUUGCCUUCGAGUGGAUGGUGUCCUACAGAGAAGAAAUCUUGUAUAUUGUGCUUCUACAAGUGCUGGUAAGAGUUUUGUUGCUGAGAUUUUAAUGCUGCGGAGGGUGAUAAUAACUGGAAAAAUGGCACUACUUGUUCUUCCGUAUGUAUCAAUUUGUGCAGAAAAGGCUGAACACCUCGAACGUCUCCUUGAUCCACUUGGUAAACAUGUUCGUAGUUAUUAUGGAAACCAAGGUGGUGGAACACUUCCUAAAGAUACUUCUGUAGCUGUCUGCACUAUAGAGAAGGCAAACUCACUAGUUAAUAGAUUAUUGGAAGAGGGGCGUCUAUCAGAAAUGGGAAUUAUCGUAAUUGAUGAACUGCAUAUGGUUGGUGAUCCAAGAAGAGGUUAUCUACUUGAACUUAUGUUGACAAAGCUUCGUUAUGCAGCAGGGGAAGGUAUUCCAAAAUCAAGUGAUGGAGAAAGUUCCGGUGGAAGCAGUGAUAAGGCUGAUCCUGCCCAAGGUCUGCAAAUUGUCGGAAUGAGUGCAACAAUGCCAAAUGUUGCAGCAGUUGCUGACUGGCUUCAAGCAGCACUAUACCAGACCGAGUUCCGGCCAGUUCCUCUAGAAGAAUAUAUAAAAGUUGGUAAUUCCAUUUACAACAAAAGUAUGGAACUUUGUAGAAUAAUCUCAAAAGCGGCUGAACUUGGUGGUAAAGAUCCAGAUCAUGUUGUUGAACUAUGUAAUGAGGUUGUUCAAGAGGGACACUCAGUUUUAAUAUUUUGCUCUAGCCGGAAGGGUUGUGAGUCAACUGCAAGGCACAUUGCAAAGUUCCUUAAAAGCUUUACUGUUGAUGCUAAUGAUUGUGAGUUUGCCGAUAUUACUUCUGCUAUUAACUCCUUGGGAAAGUGCCCUGCUGGGUUGGACCCCAUAUUACAGGAAACUCUUCCUUCUGGUGUUGCAUUUCACCAUGCUGGCCUUACGGUUGAGGAACGAGAGAUUGUUGAAACCUGUUAUCGGAAGGGCCUUUUACGUGUCUUAACUGCCACGUCAACCUUAGCAGCUGGGGUAAAUCUGCCAGCUAGGAGGGUAAUUUUCCGCCAACCUAGAAUUGGUUGUGAUUUUCUAGAUGGGACGAGGUACAAACAGAUGGCUGGUCGUGCUGGUCGAACUGGAAUUGAUACAAAAGGAGAAAGUAUACUUAUCUGUAAACCAGAAGAACUAAAAAAGGUUUCGGGACUGCUUAAUGAAAGCUGUCCUCCAUUACAUUCCUGUUUGUCCGAAGACAUGAAUGGAAUGACUCAUGCAAUCUUAGAAGUAGUGGCUGGAGGAAUUGUUCAAACUGCUAGCGAUAUUAACCGGUAUGUUAGAUGUACCCUUUUAAAUUCUACAAAACCAUUUCUAGACGUGGUGAAAUCUGCACAAGAAUCCCUUCGAUGGUUGUGCCAAAGAAAAUUUCUUGAAUGGAAUGAAGACACUAAACUCUACAGUACCACACCUCUUGGACGUGCAUCUUUUGGCAGUUCUCUUUGUCCACAAGAGUCACUUAUUGUGUUAGCUGAUCUUUCAAGGGCAAGGGAAGGAUUUGUCCUUGCAUCUGACUUGCAUUUAGUUUACUUGGUGACACCAAUCAAUGUAGAUGUUGAGCCAGAUUGGGAAUUGUACUAUGAGCAUUUUGUGAAAUUGUCUCUGCUUGACCAGUCAGUUGGCAAUCGAGUAGGUGUGACAGAACCAUUCUUGAUGUAUAUGGCACAUGGUGCACCACUACGUGCUUCAAACAAGUCAAGAGAUAAUACAAGAUCAUUGCACAAUCAACGAAGAAAUCAACUUGGGAUUUCCAGUGCAACAGCUAACUAUGAUGAUCAAACACUUCGUGUCUGUAGAAGAUUCUAUGUUGCUCUCAUUUUGUCACUUCUAGUUCAGGAAAUUCCUGUGGGUGAGGUUUGUGAAGCAUUCAAAGUUGCCAGGGGAAUGGUUCAAGCCUUGCAAGAGAAUGCUGGUAGGUUUGCAUCUAUGGUUGCUGUGUUUUGUGAGCGACUUGGGUGGCAUGAUCUUGAAGGCUUAGUUGCUAAGUUUCAAAACCGUGUAUCAUUUGGAGUUAGAGCAGAGAUUGUAGAACUUACCACUAUUCCCUAUGUUAAAGGUUCUCGAGCCAGAUCACUCUAUAAAGCUGGUUUACGUACACCCCAUGCAAUUGCUGAGGCAUCCAUUCCUGAGAUAGUAAAAGCACUUUUUGAAUCUUCAUCAUGGGCCACAGAAGGUUCUGCACAAAGGGGAUUUCAAUUUGGUAUAGCAAAAAAGAUAAAGAAUGGUGCCCGCAAGAUUGUUUUUGAUAAAGCUGAGGAGGCAAGUAACGCUGCUUUCUCAGCCUUUAAAUCACUUGGGUUCAAUGUCCCACAGUUUGAUCCUCAAAUAUUAUCUACUGCUGCUCGUGAUUCUAUCAGGCUAGGAACUGGAAGUACCUCUGGAAGUGACACAACUGAUACUAGUCAUAGUUUUGUUAAUGCAGAUUGCAUUGAUAAUACUAAUAAAUUUACUUUAGAUAAAGAAAAAGAAGACUUAAUAAAAUUAUCUGUUAACGGUACUGUGGCUUCUGUAGAAGGAAAAUCAAGAAGCAGGAUGAUAUGUAGCUUGUCCAGUGUUCCAGUUGCAGGACCUAAAAUGGAUGAACUCAAUAGGACUUCUGACCAUACCAAAAAUGCAGACAUGACCAUUCUCUCUGUUCAAUUGCAGAAACCAAAUGAUAAAUCUGGUGUACAUGAUGGGUGCGAUGCUCAUUGUACAGAGGAAGCGCAUAAGAAUGGAAAUUUGGCUAGUGGUAAUGCUGGUAGUUCCAGCCAGAAAGGUCCCAUUAAUGCAGUUAGUAGUCCUGGUGGGCUUGAUUCAUUUUUGGAUCUAUGGGACUCUAUGCCAGAGUUCUAUUUUGAUAUCCAUUAUAUCAAACGAUUGGAAUUGCACUCUACUGCUCCCUUUGAAAUACAUGGCAUAGCUGUUUGUUGGGAAAACUCUUCUGUGUACUACAUUAAUCUUCCCAGAGAUAUUCUGUUGUCUGACAGUAUAAAAGAUGGCUGUUUAUCCUUGAGUGCAUGCAGUCAUAAGAAGAAAGUUUCAUCUUCUAAUUCUAAGCAAGAUCUAGAGAUUGCUAGAUCUAGAUGGAACAGAAUUAGUAAAAUAAUAGGGAAAAUAAAUGUCAGAAAGUUCACCUGGAAUUUGAAGAUUCAGAUGCAGGUGCUGAAAAGGCCAGCAUUUUCAGUUCAGAGAUUUGGUUGCUUGGACACACUUGGAAAAAGUAUGGACCUUGAAGUUGUAGACAAUUCUUAUGUGUUAUUGCCCCCUAUACAUGUUAAAGAUGCAAUUGAUAUGUGCAUUGUGGCUUGGAUUCUUUGGCCCGAUGAAGAGAGUAGCUCUAGUCCAAACCUGGAUAAGGAGGUAAAGAAGAGGUUAUCCUCUGAGGAUGCUGCAGUCGCCAAUCAGAGUGGCAGGUGGAGGAAUCAGAUGCGAAGGGCUGCUCAUAAUGGUUGCUGCCGUCGGGUUGCUCAAAUACGAGCAUUAAGUUCUGUUCUUUGGAAAUUACUUGUUUCUGAGAAACUUGUUGAAGUGCUUAUGGAUAUAGAAAUCCCAUUGGUGAAUGUUGUUGCUGACAUGGAGCUUUGGGGAAUUGGUGUUGAUUUGGAGAGAUGCAUCCAGGCUCGUAAAUUGUUGAUUAAAAGGCUAAAGCAUCUUGAGAAGGAAGCUUAUAAACUGGCUGGAACGACAUUUUCAUUAAAUAUGCCAGCAGAUAUUGCAAGAGUGCUGUAUGAACACUUGAAGCUGCCCAUACCUGAUGUGCGGAAUAAGGGAAAGCAACAUCCGAGUACUAGCAAGCACUGCUUGGAUGCACUGAGGCAUGAACAUCCCAUUGUUCCAGUCAUUAAAGAACAUCGAACAAUGGCAAAGCUGUUGAACUCUACGUUAGGAUCAAUUUGUUCCCUGGCUAGGCUAUCUGUAAGCACACAGAAGUAUACAUUACAUGGUCAUUGGCUCCAGACGUCCACGGCAACUGGUCGGCUUUCAAUGGAGGAACCUAAUCUUCAGUGUGUUGAGCAUGCAGUAGAAUUCAAAAUGAAAGAUGAAAAUGAAGGUGAUGCUGACGAGAGUUAUUGUACAAUUAAUGCUCGUGAUUUCUUUGUUCCUACUCAGGACAACUGGUUACUGUUAACAGCAGAUUAUUCUCAGAUAGAAUUGAGAUUGAUGGCUCACUUCUCUAAAGACUCUUCACUUGUUGAACUUCUCAGUAAGCCUGAUGGUGAUGUCUUUACAAUGAUAGCAGCAAGAUGGACUGGGUGUCCUGAGGUUUCUGUGUGUUCUAAGGAGAGAGAGCAGACCAAAAGGAUGGUGUAUGGCAUUCUUUAUGGUAUGGGGGUCAAUAGCCUUGCAGAACAACUGGAUUGCACUUCUGAUGAAGCUGCUGAAAAGAUUGCUAACUUCAAAAGCUCUUUUCCUGGUGUUUCUUCCUGGCUUCUUGAAGCCGUUGCGUCUUGUCGCAGUAAAGGAUAUGUUGAGACUCUUAAGGGAAGAAAAAGGUUUUUGUCAAAAAUAAAAUAUGGCAGCAGUACAGAAAAAUCAAAAGCUCAGAGGCAAGCUGUAAAUUCCAUUUGUCAGGGAUCUGCGGCAGACAUAAUUAAGAUUGCAAUGUUAAGAAUUUACUCUGCAAUUGUCACUGGAUUUGAUAGUCCAGAUUCCAGUUCUUCACUAGCAACCAAGUUUCACAUGCUUAAAGAUCGUUGCCGGAUUCUGUUACAGGUACACGAUGAAUUAAUGUUGGAAGUUGAUCCUUCUGUGAUAAAAGAAGCAGCCCUACUAUUGCAGACAAGCAUGGAGAAUGCGGUCUCACUUCUUGUUCCUUUGCAUGUCAAACUUAAGGUUGGAAGAACAUGGGGAUCUUUGGAGCCAUAUACAUCCGAUAAAUUCAACAAUGCCACUCUUGUGGCUGAAUCCUGAAGCACAGAGGUUAUUUUUAUGACCCAAGGAUAAAGUAUUUGAUGAUGUUGAGGAUGCAUUCUCCAUAAUUGAUUCGGAGGUUUGGUGUGGUGGGGAAUUAUCCGAAUGCCCAAGGGAAGAAUUAUGACGAAGAGGCUUACGGUGUAUAGUAUCUGGAGUCCUCGCUGAGUAAUAGACAAAAGGGUAAUGUUUUGUGUACACCCAUAUGCUGAAAAAGAAAUAGAAGAUAGCGAAGUGAUAGAUGUCACAAGUAAUGUGACACGAGAAGAAAACGAUCCAGGCAGUGUGUCAAAUGAGUGUUUGUAAUAUUGACGUGUCCAUGUCAUUCAAAAUAAAAUGAGUUUCAGUGCCUAGCCACUGAUAGCACUGCUAUUUUUCAUUAAAUCCUUUUUUAUGAUAGGAAUACAAAUUUUUUUAGGGAUCUGUAUAUACUCAAGUAUCUGGCUGUAGGGUUGAGUUGGAAAGAAAAAUGAACAUGAUCUUCUCUCCCCAUUGUAUCAUUCAAAGCUAAUGUAAAGCGAAUUCAUUUUACAUUUGUUUAGUGAUUUAUUGAAUUCCCAAA